UGUAUCCGCAACCAACAAGCCAUCCCUUUGAAGCAUAUAUUUCUUCAAGGCAACAACGAAUUAUAUCUAUACAACAGCACAAUGAAGCUUAACUUCUCUUCGCUUUCGCUUCUCUUCAUCAUCUUCUUCUUCUUCAUCUCUGGUUAUCAAAUAACUGCCGACAACUUGGUCAAUCAAACUUGCAAAAAAUGUGCACAAGGUGACCCUAACCUCAACUACAACUUCUGUUUAACUUCUCUUGAAGCAGUUCCAAGUAGCCACUGUGCAAAUCUUCGUCAACUGGGUAUGAUCUCAAUCAACUUAAUUCGAAGCAACGUCACAGACACAAAGUCGUAUAUUAAUGAGCUCUUAAAGAAGAAAAAAUUGGAUCCAUUCAUGAGGUCAUGCUUGACUGAUUGUUUUGAACUUUACUCUGACACUAUUCCUACUCUCCAGCAGGCCACCAAAGACUGCAAAUUUAAGCACUAUGAGGAUGCUAAUAUUGAAAUAAGUUCAGUCAUGGAUGCUUCCGCCACUUGUGAAGAUGGGUUUAAGGAAAAAGAGGAUGCGUUUUCUCCAUUAACAAAAAGAAAUAACAAUACCUUCCAGUUGUCUGCCAUAGCCCUUUCUAUUAUAAAUAUGCUCCACUGAUUUCAUUGCUGUCUUUUUUCAUCUAUUGCUAUGUAUAUUUGGUUUCAUAUUUAUAACUCUUUCAUUAACUUUAAAGUGAUUCUUUGAUAAUCGACAGUUGUGUUUUCAGA
This is a messenger RNA of Mangifera indica (mango), 740 nucleotides long. RefSeq names its product putative invertase inhibitor. Lineage: Eukaryota; Viridiplantae; Streptophyta; Magnoliopsida; Sapindales; Anacardiaceae. The record is from RefSeq and is a predicted model, not a curated record. The transcript has a single exon. Bases 82 to 630 code for a protein of 182 amino acids. Gene Ontology annotation, molecular function: enzyme inhibitor activity.